AUAUUCGCCAAGUUUUGCCUUCUCUCUCGGGAAACCCCAGACCACGCUACCAGAGCUUUUUCUUGCUUAUCAGUGUUGUUCCUUUUUGGAAUUUGGAAUAGGGAAGAAUGGCUACUUUGGACUCCGAUGUGCCCAUGGUUCCGGUUGGCGAAGCUUCAAGCAGCAGCGCUCCUUCCUCUUCCGCCAAGAAGCCCAAGCGUUUCGAGAUCAAAAAGUGGAGCGCCGUCGCUCUCUGGGCAUGGGAUAUUGUUGUAGAUAACUGUGCAAUCUGCAGGAACCACAUUAUGGAUCUCUGCAUAGAGUGCCAAGCGAACCAGGCUAGCGCUACCAGCGAGGAAUGCACUGUUGCUUGGGGAGUUUGCAACCAUGCAUUUCACUUCCAUUGCAUCAGCCGAUGGCUGAAGACUCGUCAAGUUUGCCCAUUGGAUAACAGCGAGUGGGAGUUCCAGAAGUAUGGACACUAAACUAGUGUGGUUGGGCAUUUGAAUGUUUUUAUUCUGCUUUCAAGAUGUUGAGUAGAAGAUCUGAUUUCUGCUUAUUGCAUUUAAUGUGUAUCAAGUUCUGUAAUAUGCAAAUUUCCUAUGACACUAUGAUUUGAGAAUGGGAUUUCCAUAUGCACCACAGCCUAUAUGUGAAAAUACCAUCGGGCUUGAACCCUUUUUGUUUUAGGCC
Messenger RNA from Carica papaya (papaya), 672 nucleotides. It is a transcript of the gene RBX1, whose product is annotated as RING-box 1. Lineage: Eukaryota; Viridiplantae; Streptophyta; Magnoliopsida; Brassicales; Caricaceae. The record is from RefSeq and is a predicted model, not a curated record. Gene Ontology annotation, molecular function: zinc ion binding.